CCACCUCCCCGAGACGCUCCGAGAGAGCCCGCAACUUUGCCCAGCCCGUGUUAGCCAGCCCGGCCCCCGCGGCGGUCCAGGGCACGGCCCCGCAGACGCGCACCUGCGUGGCAGGGGACCGGGCGUCCCGCCGCCGUCGCCGCUGCCCCCCCUCCCCGCCCUCCCCCGAGGACCCGCCUGUUGCGCGGAGCCCGGGUCUUGGGUCCCUCGGAUAAGCCGAGCGGGGGGUCCGGGACCGGCUCCCGGCGCGCGUGGCCGUGGGUGGUGCCGUGGAGAGGACGAGAUCGGGAAAAGGCGGCACUUGGCCCACGGGGCAUCCCUGGGGCGUUUCCGCGGCCGGGAAACCUGCCUUCUCUUCCUCGAGAGGAGGCGCUUUCCUGGCGAAUAGGGAACCUUUAUCUCCUCCAAACCUCUGCGGCACCUUCUUGGUGACUGUCCUCAUGGUACCCAGUUCUCCUGCAGUUAUCACAGUUAUUAAUUACCUCCCUGCUCUCCCAAGCACCUAUCAGCGCAGAGGGAAAGAGCCUUGCUGUCUGCUUCUCUCUAGCUCCCAGGCUGAUGUCUGCGCUAGAGAUGAUGUGAAUGAACUGCAGAAGCUUAGGAUUCCUGCCCGUGACCGGAGACCGUGGGGAGAAGAUUUCAUCUCACUCCAAUCCAUAGGAGCGAUUUCUCAGCAGCCUCUCCGGGGGGUGUAACAAGAGAACAGCAAUCUUCUCUUCUUGUCGGACAUUGCUAACCUAUGUGCACCACACAUCCCUCCAGAAGAAGGGCGGAGCGUCUUGGAUGACGAUGGACCUUCCACCGGGCAGGAUGAGGGCAGAGUGUGUGACAUUCACACCACAAGGCGUGAACUUCCUGGUCUCCCUUCCCAGCCAGCUCUCUGCUUCCUGUAUCCACCAUGGUGUUUGGUGAAUUUUUCCAUCGCCCUGGACCAGACGAGGAACUUAUCAACUUGAAUGUGGGGGGCUUUAAGCAGUCCGUGGACCAGAGCACCCUCCUGCGGUUCCCGCACACCAGGCUCGGGAAGCUGCUCACCUGCCACUCGGAAGAGGCCAUCCUGGAGCUGUGCGAUGACUACAGCGUGGCCGACAAGGAGUACUACUUUGACCGGAACCCCUCCUUGUUCAGAUACGUGCUGAAUUUUUACUACACGGGCAAGCUGCACGUCAUGGAGGAGCUGUGCGUGUUCUCCUUCUGCCAGGAGAUCGAGUACUGGGGCAUCAACGAGCUCUUCAUCGAUUCCUGCUGCAGCAACCGCUACCAGGAGCGCAAGGAGGAGAGCCACGACCGAGACUGGGAGCAGAAGAGCAACGGCGUGAGUUCCGACUCCUCCUUCGAAGAGUCUUCUCUGUUCGAGAAGGAGCUGGAGAAGUUCGACAAGCAGCGGUUCGGCCGGAUCCGGAAGAAGAUCUGGAUUCUCAUGGAAAACCCCGGGUACUGCCUGUCGGCCAAGCUCAUCGCUGUCUCCUCCUUGAGCGUGGUGCUGGCUUCCAUUGUGGCCAUGUGUGUCCACAGCAUGGCCGAGUUCCAGAAUGAGGACGGGGAGGUGGAGGACCCCGUGCUGGAAGGGGUGGAGAUCGCCUGCAUCACCUGGUUCACCGGCGAGCUGGCCAUCCGCCUGGUGGCCGCGCCCUGUCAGAAGAAAUUCUGGAAAAACCCCCUAAACAUAAUCGACUUCGUGUCCAUCAUUCCCUUCUAUGCCACCCUGGCCGUGGAUACCAAGGAGGAGGAGAGCGAGGACAUCGAGAACAUGGGCAAGGUGGUUCAGAUCCUCCGGCUCAUGAGGAUUUUCCGGAUCCUCAAGCUCGCCCGGCACUCGGUGGGGCUUCGGUCGCUGGGAGCCACGCUGAGACACAGUUACCACGAAGUCGGCCUGCUGCUCCUCUUCCUCUCCGUGGGCAUUUCCAUCUUCUCUGUGCUUAUCUACUCGGUGGAGAAAGAUGAGCUCUCCUCCAGCCUCACCAGCAUCCCCAUCUGCUGGUGGUGGGCCACCAUCAGCAUGACGACUGUGGGCUAUGGAGACACCCACCCAGUCACCUUAGCCGGGAAGCUCAUUGCCAGCACGUGCAUUAUCUGCGGCAUCUUGGUGGUGGCCCUGCCCAUCACCAUUAUCUUCAACAAGUUUUCCAAGUACUACCAGAGGCAAAAGGAUAUGGAUGUGGAACCGUGUAGUGAGGACCCACCAGAGAAGUGUCAUGAGCUACCGUACUUUAACAUCCGGGACAUUUAUGCUCAGCGGAUGCAUGCCUUCAUUACCAGUCUGUCUUCUGUGGGAAUUAUGGUAAGCGAACCCAAUUCCACAGACGCUUCCAGCAUCGAAGACGAGGAUGUUUAUAACACGGCGUCCUUGGAGAAUUGCACCGCAAAAUGAGCAGAAACGUUUGUGCCUGUAUCUCGUGUCUCUUCUUGAUGUUAGGUUAACACAGCUUUAUUAUAAACCUCAAUGGGUUCGUUAAAAUCAUUUAAUUCUCAGGGUGUACCUUUCAGCCAUAGUUGGACAUUCAUUGCUCCAAAAACUGAUAAAUCGCCUUUAUUUUUCUCAAUGAAGUAAAUGAAAUGCCUUGCUCUGAAAUUUAUUUUUUACAAGAGAGUUGUGAAUAUGAUUUUGGGGAAAACAAGCCAAUGAUAUUGGGUGGAAUUUGCUGCUAUAGCUUAUGUGUCAUUCUGUGUUUGUCAUUUACUCACAUUGAGCUAAUUGUAAUUAACUGACAAGUAGAAUCAAAGGCCCAGCUGGUUGAAGACUACAUGCAUGUAGCACUGUAGCACUGUCGUCCCGUUGUUUAUCGAUUUGCUCAAGCAGGCACCAGUAAUGUCUCCAUUGUGAGACUUGUUACUGUUUUUGGCAUAUCAGAUACGCCACGGAUAGCUUGCCAGGCUCUGCCAUGUGGGUGGGAUACUCUCGGUAGCUUGCCAGGCUCUCCAAGAGGGAUGGAGGAAUCGAAUCCGGGUUGGCCGCGUGCAAGGCAACCGCCCUACCCGCUGUGCUAUCGCUCCAGUCCACAUGCAUGUAAGAGCUACAAAAUGAGACUAUGCAUGUAAAUCCAUGUUCAUGUUCUAGACAUGGAAAUUAGGAGCCUAAUAAAAAUUGCCUAAU
Sorex araneus (European shrew) is the source of this 3094-nucleotide messenger RNA. It is a transcript of the gene KCNS3, whose product is annotated as potassium voltage-gated channel modifier subfamily S member 3. The transcript has 4 exons. Gene Ontology annotation, molecular function: protein binding; voltage-gated potassium channel activity. Bases 899 to 2371 code for a protein of 490 amino acids. The record is from RefSeq and is a predicted model, not a curated record. NCBI's taxonomy places the organism in Eukaryota, Metazoa, Chordata, Mammalia, Eulipotyphla, Soricidae. Gene Ontology annotation, cellular component: voltage-gated potassium channel complex; membrane. Gene Ontology annotation, biological process: potassium ion transmembrane transport; protein homooligomerization.